UUCCCCGCGCCGGCGCGCCGCUCAUGUGCAUACACAGCUGCUUGGAAUCUGUCGAGCUCCUGUUUGAUUAUUUCUCCGUAACGGGAUGCCCCAGCUGUGAAGGCAGGUCUAUAAGUAACAUGUCACGGAUUCCCCUCCUCACCCGACUGUUCCAGGAGAGACGUUCUGCUCGUUAUCCCACUUUAUCCUGUUCUAAGCCUUCUUCUCUUCUCGCCCACCAUGGCACCCUCUCUUGAGAUCUCGGACUCCACGAAGAAAGAUGUGGUCCAUCAAGAGCUUUGCAGCGAAAAGGAGCUGGAUAGUGACAUCAGUCGCGCCGAUGUUCUGGCCAUCGCUCCGGAGACGACCCUCGAGUCCUUUGCGCACCUGGAUGAGAAAAGAAUACUGAGAAAGAUGGAUAUCCGCUUAAUCCCCAUGCUUGCCGUUCUUUACUUGCUAUCAUUCCUAGACAGAGGCAACAUCGGAAACGCCAAGAUCGAAGGUCUUCAGGAGGACUUGGGGAUGACCGCCGACGAAUACAACUGGUGCCUGACCGUGUUUUUCUUCACAUAUGCUGCCUUUGAGGUGCCCAGCAACCUGCUGCUGAAAAAGCUACGCCCUUCCCGGUGGCUCCCAUUAAUCAUGCUUGCGUGGGGGACCGUGAUGACCUUGAUGGGCAUAGUGAGGAAUUACCACGGAUUGCUGAUUACGAGGGUAAUGCUUGGUGCUACCGAAGCUGGCUUAUAUCCUGGGUGUGCUUACUAUCUCACCAUGUGGUACUGCCGCCAUGAGAUACAACUCCGACAGGCUAUGUUUUUCUCCGCAGCUUCGAUAGCUGGUGCAUUCAGCGGGCUUCUGGCUUUUGCGAUCGCGAAGAUGGACGGUAUUGGAAACCUGGAAGGUUGGCGUUGGAUCUUCAUCCUCGAGGGCCUCGUCACCGUCGUCGUUGCCGUUAUUUCGUUCUUUGUGCUACACGAUUUUCCAGAGACGGCCAGUUUCCUCACCGAGGAGGAGCGAGCCUUCGUGUUGUUUCGUCUGAAAUACCAGGGGCAGCGUGAGGGGAAUAGUGGGCAGCCACAGGUGGCGGAAGCCGAUGAAUUCAAGUGGAAAUACGUUCUCGACGCGUUUAAGGAUUGGCAGAUUUGGGUCAACAUAUUUGUCUACUGGGGCAUCGUAUGCCCACUUUACGGUGUCAGCCUCUUUCUGCCAACCAUUAUCAGGAACUUGGGGUACUCUUCAAGCACAGCGCAGCUCAUGACCGUACCUGUCUAUAUCGUAGCCGCAGUUCUCGCGGUUGUCUUCGCUUUUUUUUCGGACCGUUUGGGGAAACGCAGCCCGUUCAUCAUCGGAUUUCUAUUUAUCAUGGCGGUUGGGUUCGCAAUGUGUAUAUCCACGACGAACCCUCGAGUUGUAUAUGGUGGCGUCUUUCUAGCCGCGUGCGCCGUUUACCCGGCGUUCCCUGGCGUGGUUACGUGGCUCUCGAAUAACCUAGCGGGCAGUUACAAACGCAGCGCUGGGAUGGCCAUCCAAAUCGGGAUCGGAGGUCUUGGUGGUGCCAUGGCAUCCAACUUCUACCGCCAGAACGACGCUCCAAGAUAUAUCCUUGGCCACGGCCUAGAACUGGGAUUCAUCGGCGUGGGCCUCGUUGCCUCGGUUAUCCUCGUCAUAUCGUACACCGCUAUCAACAGGAAGAGGGAGAGACUCCUCCGGCAGGGCGGGGACACUCGAUUUACCCUGGACGAACUAUCCGCUCAUGGCGACAGGGCAGUGACUUUUAGAUACGUAAUCUAGAUAUAUGUAAAUAUUCCAGGCGAUCUUGUGAGUUUGGAUACUAGGUACCAUAGAGACCCCCGUCUAUAAUCGAAGCUUACCAUAAUGGCAAAC
This is a messenger RNA of Durotheca rogersii, 1863 nucleotides long. Its product is annotated as MFS general substrate transporter. Gene Ontology annotation, molecular function: transmembrane transporter activity. Gene Ontology annotation, biological process: transmembrane transport. The record is from RefSeq and is a predicted model, not a curated record. Gene Ontology annotation, cellular component: membrane. NCBI's taxonomy places the organism in Eukaryota, Fungi, Ascomycota, Sordariomycetes, Xylariales, Xylariaceae. The transcript is spliced from 8 exons. The coding region runs from base 220 to 1770 and encodes 516 amino acids.